Messenger RNA from Cynara cardunculus var. scolymus (artichoke), 665 nucleotides. RefSeq names its product mannose-6-phosphate isomerase 1-like. Lineage: Eukaryota; Viridiplantae; Streptophyta; Magnoliopsida; Asterales; Asteraceae. Gene Ontology annotation, molecular function: mannose-6-phosphate isomerase activity; zinc ion binding. Gene Ontology annotation, cellular component: cytosol. The transcript has 2 exons. Gene Ontology annotation, biological process: GDP-mannose biosynthetic process; carbohydrate metabolic process. The coding region runs from base 165 to 665 and encodes 166 amino acids. The record is from RefSeq and is a predicted model, not a curated record.
GAUGACUUCAAACUUGAAAAUGCCACCGUCACACAUGGAAAUGGAAACACGCACUUUGUUAGUUUCCCUUUUCCCUCUCUCUACUUCUCUUUAAAAAACGGUUACUGCGUCCAUUCUUCAUAUCUACUGCUUCUUUCCAAUCUCUCCAUUGGAAAUAAUCAGCCAUGGAAGCUGUUAACGGGAAGCUUGAUAAAGGGCUUAUGAACCUCAAAUGUUCCGUMCAGAAUUACGAUUGGGGUCGAAUUGGGUACGACUCGUCGGUUGCCAGGUUGUUUGAAAGGAACUGUGGGGRUCAGAUUGAGGAAAAUAAGCAUUAUGCUGAGUUUUGGAUGGGAACUCAUGUAUCUGGACCGUCGUUUUUGAUCCAGGAAGAAGGGAUUGGGAAUAUGAGUUUGAAGUCGUGGAUUCUGCAAAACCCUAAGGUUUUGGGCGAUGUUGUUGUUGAGAAGUGGGGGCGUGAUGUGCCCUUCUUGCUAAAGGUGCUUUCAGUUGGACGGUCAUUGUCAAUACAGGCCCAUCCUGAUAAGGACUUGGCAAGGCUCCUUCAUAAGUUGCAACCGGACGUAUAUAAAGAUCCAAACCACAAGCCUGAAAUGGCUUUGGCGUUAACAGAGUUUGAGGCCUUAUGUGGGUUUAUUAGUUAUGAGGUAAGCAUAUUAGUCUAA